UAGUUUCUUUAAAUCCAAUCCCUUCAACCUUAAGCCAAACCCCUCUCUUUCUCUCUCCGACUCUUUCUAUUACACAUAUGCAAACUCACGAGAUGGACGUUUGUUCACCAGCCACGACCAAGAAGCUCUCAAGACUCGCGAAGCUAAUCCUCUACACCAUCCAGAAGGUCUCAGACGCCUCACGUCACAAACUCCAAACAACCCUCGACCCACAACUACUCGCGAAACGUGGCAAGACCCUACGCAAAUCCUUAAACGAAGCCGUUUCAACUUCCCACUCCCACAUCACUUGCCGUCCCUCCGACCACGACGAUGUCCGAUCCUCCUUCAUCUCGCCUGUACCCCUCCAGCUCGACUACGAAUUCAGCUGCAGCAGCACCCCACCGAGACGUUCCUACGCCUCGACCACCACCGACGGACGACGCAGUGGGUCUCGCAAACCGCUUAUCAACAAACGCCAACGCCACGCGUAUAUCCGAUACAACACGCUGCCUAAGGUUCCUCGGGAACGACACGGUGCAGCGGCCGUGUUUCCCGACGUAGCUAGCAGCGUCGGAACCAUGGAUAGCUGCCACGUGGAUAGAGCGGCGGAGGAGUUUAUACAGAGGUUCCAUAGAGAGCUGAGGUUGCAGAGGUGGAUGAUGGCUCAGGAGGUUUAAACACAUGUUUAGCGUCACUUUCGUUACACGGAUGAUAUGAGAAAAAAAUACUGUAAUAUGUAACUUUAGUUGUCUUGUUUUUUUUUUUUUUUUUUUUAUAGUUGUUUUGACUUUUUAAUUUCCCCCUGUGGUAAAUA
Molecule: messenger RNA, 796 nt
Organism: Brassica oleracea var. oleracea
Lineage: Eukaryota; Viridiplantae; Streptophyta; Magnoliopsida; Brassicales; Brassicaceae
Exons: 1
Coding region: 78-659 (193 amino acids)
Source: RefSeq, a predicted model, not a curated record